Clonostachys byssicola is the source of this 954-nucleotide messenger RNA. The record is from the annotation of a GenBank genome assembly. NCBI's taxonomy places the organism in Eukaryota, Fungi, Ascomycota, Sordariomycetes, Hypocreales, Bionectriaceae.
AUGAGCUGCAAAAAAGAAGCCCCCCUUCCCGAGUUUACCCCAAAUGACAUCCCGGAUUUGACCGGAUAUGUUGCCAUCGUCACUGGUGGCAACUCCGGCAUCGGAUUUGAAACGACGAAACAGCUUGCCAUGCGCAAUGCCCGUGUAUACAUCGCCAGCCGAUCCCAGCAGCGGGUAGACGAAGCCAUUUCGCAAAUGAACACAGCUGCCGGACGGGCUCUCGACCUUCACUUCCUCCAGAUGGACCUGCAGGACCUACAGUCUGUAAAGCUUGCUGCCACUCUGUUUGCACACCAGGAGUCGCACCUGGAUAUUUUGAUCAACAACGCUGGUGUCAUGACCGUCCCUUUCAAGUUGACCAAAGACGGCUACGAAACGCAAAUACAAGUCAACUUUCUCGCUCUAUUCGUUUUCACCACGACACUCCUCCCACUGCUGCUGUCCACCGCGUCUCAAUACAGCACUCCCAACAGAGUACGUGUUAUCAAUGUGUGCAGCGACCUCGCGUUCAUGGGCCCGAAAACGAUUCAGUUCGACGAUUUGAACAUGACCAACACCAAGGGAAUGAUGGAGCUCAUGCAGAGAUAUGGACACUCAAAACAGGCAGCAAUCCGACACGCUAAGGAACUCAAUGACCGCUAUAGCCACCAAGGUGUGACCGCCUACUCCUGCCACCCAGGCAUCGUCAAGUCGAACCUCCAAAGCCACGAUCCUACCAUCGUAGGCAAGACGGUGCGAACCGUCAUGAAAUACACAGCCAGAAUGACGCCGCUGGAAGGCGCCAUCAACUCGCUGUUCCUGGCCACGAAUCCCCUGGCCCCCGAGCGGGGACAGGGCAAGUUCUUCAUUCCGGUUACGAAGGUGGACCCAAAGGCAGACAACUGGCUCAAUGACCGGGAGACAAACGCUCGGUUGUGGGAGCACUGUUCGGACAUCUUGGCACGGAUCCCGUAG